Messenger RNA from Anastrepha ludens (Mexican fruit fly), 5503 nucleotides. RefSeq lists its product as uncharacterized. Gene Ontology annotation, molecular function: chitin binding. Gene Ontology annotation, cellular component: extracellular region. The record is from RefSeq and is a predicted model, not a curated record. The transcript has 6 exons. NCBI's taxonomy places the organism in Eukaryota, Metazoa, Arthropoda, Insecta, Diptera, Tephritidae. The coding region runs from base 611 to 4663 and encodes 1350 amino acids.
UGGGGUUGUUCGCCGUCGCUGUUGCGGUUGUAGUGUCAGCCUCAUCUUCGCUGUCGCUUUGCUGUGUCAUCCCAACGACCUGACCACCAACUCCCCGCCGUCGCCGCUGCCGCUGCUAUCGGCCAAUUGUUAUUAUGGCUUAAAUCGCUUUUUUUUUAUUCGUACUCUAUGAAUUUUUGUUGUUGUUGUUAUGGAUGUUAAUGUUGCCGUUGCUGUUUCUUAUUUUUUCACUUAUUUUCAUCUUCGUUUUUGUGUCGCUGAAGAAGCGCCGAUCAGACAAUAAGGCACGUGAAAACCAAAAAGUAGUCAACGGUAUAUUUGCGAUUACAUCAAUUUUGCAGUGCAGCAACAGCAGCAUCAGCUUCAGCGCCGAUUAGCGCACGAAUAAACACAUAGAUACAAACGUAGAUAUCUUACAUAAAAUAAAAUAAAGAAAUAUUUUAUAAAAAAAUACUACAACGAAAAAUAGUGCAACAUUUGCACAAAAAAAAGAAAAACAGUGCAACAAAACCCAAAACGAAGAUAGUAGAGACUGACGCAGAAGCAAAAACAGAAGUAGAAAAAAAGCACGCCAACGUCAAGCCAACAGUGUCAGCCAGCAGUGACAGAAAUGCGACCUUUUAAAGAUUUUUCUGUCUUUAAAAUGGAAACCCCACCUUUUGAAAGCAAAUUCAUGUUCAGCGCUCUACUGCUCGUCACAUUUCUCAGCAUCAGCAGCGCCGAAGCGAGAAGCGAGAGUACACCAGCGCGCGUUUUAGCUAAACAAACCGGUGCCGCUCAAUUUGAAGAGGAACCCUAUGAGUCGCACACAGAUUGCAGCGACCACAAGCAUCAUCUGAAGAAGCGCUCUUCCGACGAGGAUGUUGACUAUGAGGUAUAUCAGGGUGUAGUCGGUAGGCCAGGUAUUGAUUUUCCUAUCUAUCCCCGCAUACCGAAGACAACAUUUAGUUGCCGUUCAUUUGGCAAUGGAUACUUCGCCGACAUGGAAACGGACUGCCAGGUCUUUCACAUCUGCGAAGAGGGUCGCAAGAUAUCGUUUCUCUGUCCGAAUGGUACCAUCUUUCAGCAAAGCGAACUCACUUGCGACUGGUGGUUCAAGGUCAAUUGCUUAGGUUCGCCAGGCUACUAUGCAGACAGCGCAGAAAUACUCAACAAACAGCGUGUGCAGCGCAUACGUCCCUCCGUACCGGUGCAGGGCUUCAAUAUUGUUGGCGGUGGUCUGAAUAUCAAACCUAAAGUAAACAAUCAAGUACCGCGUCCACGACAGUCUGCAAAACCGGAACGACGUUUCGACUCGAAUGAAGAGCCUUCGCUGGAAACGGUCGACUUUGAGGAUAUUUCGGGAGAGAAGCAAUUGAAGGGGGAAAAGACGCAGAUACCGGCGAGCAUCGAUAACAACAACAAUAAUGAUGAGACGCAAAUAGCGGCAGAAAGUGGAUCUUUUGUGGAUGGACGGAGACGCAAUAGUUUUGGAUAUGACAAGCCAAAUGUGGAUGCGGUGGAAGUAAAGUCGGCAGAAACCCGUACGAGAAAUAAUGGACGGAAUAGCGCAUAUGUGGAUGGACGGCGCGGCACUGGUAGCAACAAUGUAGAUAGCAGUAAAAAUGGCAAUGUAAAUGGUAAUGGAAAUAGUAAUGGAAAUGGAAUAGGAAAUGACAGUGGAAACGCAAAAGGUAACGGCAGCGGAAGUGGAAAUGGCAAUGACAAAGGAAAGGGAAAAAGCAAUAGAAAUGGAAAUAAUAGUAACAAUGGUGAGAGUAGCAACGGUGAUAGCAACAGCGAUCGUUCCGCUCCUACACGCAGUGGCUACAUUUAUCAGAAAGAAUCGACCGAGCGUGCACGAGAUGGUAAACGUGGCCAACAGCGUUAUCGUGAGGACUCGAAGCCUCAACUUGGUUCAUCAGAAUCUAGAGAAGUCAGUAUAGAGAGUCGUGAGUACAACAAAAAGCCUUCACUCCUUGAGAAGCCACUCCGACAAGUAACUCCGGUUGAGGGUCGCGCCAAAUCACGCUCUGGUACUUCAAUUAAGGCAGAAACAGACACGGACUCGAAUGAGCCACGAUACUCGACACGCUUUGCAGAGUCACGUUUACAAAACACCACACCAUACCACUCAAUCGGUACAUAUUCGACAGCACGACGACUGGAUACGACUCGCAGCACACCAUUCUAUACACCAACAGUACCAACGGUGGCUAAGUCAAAGACAACCGAAGGUAAAGGAUUUUACAUUAAGGGUUCUCCGGUCGUUGGAUCGAAUAUUGUAGCCUCCACACCGAAUCCAAAUCGCUAUAACGUCGGCACCGAGUCACCAAUUGGAUCCAAAAGAAGAGUGAGUUCACAAGAAACCACAACAAUAGCAUCACCUAUUACAACGCUUCGUCCACUCAUUAUUGGCAUGCGUUACAAUAAAGAAUCAUCUGCCGAAAAAUAUAAAGCAAUAAAGAAUUCAUUCGACGCCGACUUAUCAGUGCAGCGGUCAAGAAAGCGUCCGGACUCAGCAGAUCUUAUUACAACUUCGACAACACCAGCGCCCACGGGACCCACAUACUUGCCCCAUAACGCUGGUCGUCCGAAAGGUACAUCGAAUGCAGGUGGUGACGAUUUUCUCUUUGCACCGCAACCAGCCGUUGAAAGCGAUAACUCGGUUACCCGCAAUGUACAGGAAAUGAUUAAAACUAUUAAUCUGCUGAACACCAAGUUUGAUGAUGUUGACUUGUCCAAAUACCAAGGACAAACGCGCGAAGGCUUAGAGAUACCACCCUCUUCUGGCCCUGAUGCUUUAGUUUCACUGGCCAAGUACUUUGCAGGUGAACAGAAUGCAGCAUCAAGCAACUCGGUUAGCGCCUCAGCUGACAACAAUGGCAGAUCGGGUACCGACCAAAACAUACCCAUAACCACGCUUUCCACAUUGAAGUACUCGGUUAAGCCCAUCAAAGUCUCUGAGAGCGCAACUGAUUCGACAGCCAACACCACACCCGGUGUAAAUACAAAGGCAGAUGAUAUACGUGCCAGUCUAUUAAGUGAACGUACAGUCAAUAAGUACUCAACUCUAUUCGGUUUGCAAGAUGCCGAAAGUAGACAAGCAACAGAUGAUAGCAAAGGAAUACCAAGUGGUACAAAUUCGACAAGCACACCAAGUGAUAAAUUCAACCUUUUCCCACAAAUAGGUACAACUGGUGCGACGAUUAGUGAGCUAGCAGAAGCACCAGACUCACGACAAAUCGCACAUGUAUUCUCGGAAGCGAUCUCCAGCUACUUAGAGGAUCCCAAAACAUUCCGUGCACAGCUUGAAGCAGUUAGACCAACGGAACCCACAAUAGUAAGCGGCAAACCAAACUUUGAGCCCAUCACCGUCACCGACCGAUCGCUCUUUAACUCAGGCACCGCCGCCACUUAUCUUCCCACCCAAUCGCCAGCAGCUACCGAAUCGACUGCUACUGCAUCCAGCAUUGCUGCCGAGAUUAAUAGUAGCUUUGACUUUUCCACGCCAUCCAAUGAUUUAUUGAGUACCACAGAAGUACCCGAUACGACAACUUUCAGACCACGCUUUGGUGACGCACGACAACAACUGAGACAACAGAUAUCAGCUAAAUUAGCACCAGCUUCCGACGACUCGAACGAACAUGAGGAGUUCCUUCACGGUGAACACACCCAUUCGUUUGUUAUGCAACGCAAUAAUUUCAAUGCAUUUAAUGGUAAAAUUAGUGCAGCUUAUGUCGAGACGGAAAACAAACCAACCGAGAAUCCCUGGAACCACAUUUCACAGACUGACUUCCUCGAUCCACUCACAAUCAAUGAUGGGCUCAUGAAGGAAUCACGCACCAGCACCAUUAGUUCAUUGAGUUUUGCGAAAACAGAAACAACAACACUAGUCCCGGACACAACAUUGCGCGGCCAGCAGAGUGUGCUUGCAGCAGAUCUACAACGCACUACAGGGCGUACCAACGAGCAGUACACACGCAUCGGUUCCGCUGAGGAGACUACACGCCACACCACUGUCACACACCAAUCACCCGAAUUUGACUCAUGGCAAGAACUAUUCCACACAUAUAAUCUGCCACAAGAGUCACUACCAUCCAGCAACGGAUUGCAACGCAUCGCCAACAAGCUCUUCGGCGGCCUCAACGAAUCGGAAGCAUUGCAUUUGAAGAAUGUUAUGCAACAGGCGGAACAUAAUCGUCAGGUUUUAAGCCUGCUUUUGCUACUCAUACAGACAUGUGACGAUCAGAAUGGCAAGGCAUUAGAGCGAUCACGCAAGCAUCUCUUGAAUGCGCUCAUCGACAUGGAUAGUAAGUUGGCUUCCAAUGAGAGUGGCAAGACGUCGCAUCAGAAAGGAGAUAAGGUAGCAGCGGCGGCGGUAACGCAGUCAGUGGUUACAACUACUUCGCGCACGGCAGAGACCACAACCAAUUCUCCGGCGCCCGCUGCCAGCACGAUCACAGAUGUCAGCACGUGGACAACAACAUUACCGCCAGCCAUCACACAGUCAAAUGGCAGCGUAGAAGAGACGACGAAAUUCGAAAUACGCGUCGAGGAUCCGGAGGAGAGCACUGCCAGCAGUGCCGGCAGCAAUGGCGGCAGUAGCAAUUCGGAUGAACGCGCCUUGGAGCUACUCAAGUCAUUAUACUCAUUGGCCUCGAAAUUCAACAGCAAACGAUAAAACUGGCGAGCGGCAACGAAAAAACAAAAAUAAAAAGGCACGAGACUUGUUGGAUGCGACACUAGUGCUCUACUACAUACAUAUAUUGCCACUUUGUACAUUGAGGUCUGUCAUCAGUCGUGAAUCGGCAGUCGCGUUUAAUGUCUACUCGCUGAUCGAAUACUUCGCAAUAAUUGCUUAAUCAAGCGAAAAUACUUUUAUUUCUUUCUUCCAACCUUUUGGGUUAUUUAAUUCCAUUUGUACCAAUUUAAUUUCAUGAUUUUUUAUUCUAUUUGAUUAUUUGUAUUUCUUAUAUUUGUAUUUAAUUUAAUUACCCUUAUUUGCUAUUUUUAAUUUUAGCUAAUAUUUUUUAAGUACCCGCAGACUAGGUUGAAAUUGUAUUACGCAGUGGAAGUUAAAUUUUACGAAAUGAAAAGAGUUUACUGUUCAAAAUCGUUAAGAAUGAAGAAACGAUGCUUUUGUUUAAUUAUAACGUUAAAUAAUUUUUUUUUGUUUUGUAAAUAAUUUUAAAUGUUUACUACUCGAUAUUUUAGCUCAACAGCAUAUGCAGACCGUUUUGCAUUUGUAUUGUGGAAAAUCGAAAAUGCUCAAAUUACGUAUUUUAUUGUACCAAGCGCUUUAUUUCUUAUAAAAACUUUCGAGAUUAUUGAAAUGCAUUUUUUUUUUUAUUAUUUUUGUAUUGCUUUUUGCGAUACGUCCUCUUAUGCUUUAUUUAAAAAAUUACUUAAUGUUGCCGUCGCUCGUGUAAAUAUUUAUUACCUUUUAGAGACACGUUUCAUUCUGCCACACUGUAAUAUUUUUUUCUUGUAUAUUAAUACCAACAAUUUAUACAAUGAACGA